AUGAGUUCAUUUCCAAAAUUGCUGAUGGAAGCGUGGCAGAAAUGGGAUGUGAGGGGAUUGGUUCUUUUUAGUCUUACCUUACAAAUAGCUCUCUCUGUCCUAGGUGGGCGUAGGAAAUACAAAAUUCCUCCACUCUCCAAAACCGUUCUAUGGUUUGCCUACUUAGGUGCUGACUGGAUUGCCAUUGCUACUUUGGGCAAGCUUUCCGGUUCCUAUACAGAAUCUCCCGCCACCAAUGUCUUAAGGGCAUACUGGGCUCCUUUACUCUUGCUACAUCUUGGUGGCCCUGACACCAUCACAGCUUAUUCCUUUGAAGACAACAAGCUUUGGCUUAGGCACCUCCUCAUCCUUGUUGUCAAAGCCAUUUUGGUCAUUUAUGUCAUUUGCUUGUCGUGGACCUUUUCCUGGAUCUCAUUUUUAAGUUUCCCUCUGAUCUUAGCUGGGAUUAUUAAAUAUGUAGAGAAGAUAUUGUGUCUCAAGCAAAAUAAUUCACGGAAAACAAAACCAGUCAUUUUUACUAUCUUUAAUACUCAAGGUCCUCAAACCAAUAACUCUUUAGCCCUUAAUGACCUUCUAAAACUAAAUCCAGAUGUGUUGGCUGGUUAUCUAUUGUUUAUAAGUAUGAGACCAGAUGUCAUUGAUUACCUCUCAUCCUAUAAUGUUCACGAUUUUAGAAAAAGGAUAAAAGCUUAUGUCAGAGAAACUACAGGUAUGGACGGCAUUUAUGCGAUCGAUUUAGCUCGAAAAUUGGCCGAAGGUGAAACAGAUGACAAACCGAAUUUUGUUUUUGACGUUCUUGCUGCUGAAAUUGGAUUUAUGUUUGACGUUGUUUACACCAAAGCUGCUUUGACUUACACCAAGUUAGGAUGCAUAUUGCGCUUCACCAGUUUCGCUAGCUCCUUUUCGGUUCUACUACUCUUCUUUAUCGGCAUAAUUAAUGAGCCAAAAUUCCAUUUCUCAAGAAUUGAUAUUCGCAUAACUGGCAUCUUAUUGAGUGGAGUUAUUGCACUGGACCUUUAUGCAGCAUGUGUAAUGCUUUGUUCUGAUUGGGCAAUUCUUGUUGUGCAAUUUCAUGAUAUUGUGUUCGCACGCAAAAUAUUUAAGAGGGAAGGUGAACCAAUGCCUGAAGAUCACUCAUUGCCGUGAAAUUGUUGAAACGCGGCGCAAAUACAUGUUGACUAGAUUUGUGAAAGUUCCAGAUAAUUUGAAAGACAAUAACAAUUACAUCAACCUUUUGGGGGAAACAUUCGCGAAAUCAAGAGGAGAAAAGGCAAUAAAAGAUGAGCAAAAUUUUGAUGCACUAAAAUGGAGCAUUGAAUUGGACUUUGAUCACAGCAUCGUAGUAUGGCAUCUCGCCACAAGUGUUUGCUACUUACAAGAGGAUCAUGAUGAUGAAAUCAAGAAAACCAGUAAGCACGUGUCAGAUUACAUGAUGUAUCUAUUAGUUAUGUGUCCUGCCCUGCUAU
Messenger RNA from Rubroshorea leprosula, 1466 nucleotides. The record is from the annotation of a GenBank genome assembly. NCBI's taxonomy places the organism in Eukaryota, Viridiplantae, Streptophyta, Magnoliopsida, Malvales, Dipterocarpaceae.